AUGUCUGGACGUGGUAAAGGCGGUAAAGGAUUGGGCAAAGGUGGUGCAAAGCGUCAUCGUAAAGUACUUCGUGACAACAUCCAGGGCAUUACCAAGCCUGCUAUUCGUCGUCUUGCACGUCGUGGUGGUGUAAAACGUAUUUCCGGACUCAUUUAUGAAGAAACACGCGGUGUAUUGAAGGUAUUUCUCGAGAAUGUUAUCCGUGACUCUGUUACCUAUACGGAGCAUGCUCGUCGUAAAACUGUGACGGCCAUGGACGUUGUGUACGCUCUAAAGCGCCAGGGACGUACUCUAUACGGUUUUGGAGGAUAA
Messenger RNA from Peronospora belbahrii, 312 nucleotides. Lineage: Eukaryota; Oomycota; Peronosporomycetes; Peronosporales; Peronosporaceae. The record is from the annotation of a GenBank genome assembly.